AUGUCUGGAAACUACUCGGUGCGCUGCGAGCCGGGCCUAGUGAUACCGCUCUGGCGUCCGGAGAACAACUUGUAUCUAAUCGACAUCAUCUUCCGAGGUCUGGUGUACUUUCUUUUACUGUUAUAUCUGUUCAUCGGCGUGUCGAUCAUUAGCGAUCGUUUUAUGGCUGCCAUCGAGGUGAUCACGUCCAAGGAGAAGGAAUUGGUGGUGCGUCGUCAUGGAAGGGAGCCGCAGAUCAUCGUGGUGCGAGUGUGGAACGAAACGGUGGCCAAUCUGACUUUAAUGGCGCUCGGCAGUAGUGCUCCUGAGAUCUUGCUGUCCAUCAUCGAAAUUUGGGCGAAGAACUUUCAGGCGGGUGAACUGGGCCCGGGCACGAUCGUCGGUUCCGCCGCUUACAAUCUCUUUGUUAUCAUUUCCUUAUGCGUGUUUGUGAUCCCCAAUGGUGAGACCCGGAAGAUAAAACAUCUGCGCGUUUUCUUCGUCACCGCCACUUGGAGCAUCUUCGCCUACGUAUGGCUCUACGUUAUCCUGGCGGUUUCCAGUCCUGGUGUACUGGAGAUCUGGGAAGGCAUCUUGACCUUCGCCUUCUUCCCAGCUACAGUAUUGACGGCUUACGUUGCUGAUCGACGACUGUUGAUCUACAAAUAUCUGCACAAAGGUUAUCGAAUGAACAAGCGGGGUGUAAUCGUGCAGGCGGAGGCUGGGGAUUCCGAGAUGGGGGUGGAGCUGGAGAUCAAGCCUCAACAAGAUGGUUUUCACGGCAUGGUGGACCGCCUAGCCGACGCCGAUUCCCCUGAAGCGAGAGAGUUCGAGCAAACUCGCAGAGAUUACAUCAAUACAUUAAAGGAAUUGCGUAAAAAGUACCCUACUUUAGCUCUAGAACAACUGGAGGUUAUGGCUCACGAGGAGGUUUUGGGAAAAGGUCCUAAGAGCAGGGCCUUUUAUAGAGUGCAGGCUACGAGGAAGAUGGUAGGCGCGGGUAACCUCAGUAGAAAGAUCAGCGAAAGAGCGCAGAGCGACCUUAGCGAGGUCAAGGCCGAGUUGCAGAAAGCCGAAGCAGAGAGUAUCGAUAUUGAACAUGUCAACGCCAUGAGAGUAUUUUUCGAACCCGGUCAUUAUACUGUGAUGGAGAACGUUGGGACUUUUGAGGUGGGCGUUUCCAGGGCUGGAGGUGAUCUCAGCAGACCCUGCACUGUGGAUUACUGCACGGAAGAUGGCUCCGCUGAAGCGGGAUCUGAUUAUGUGAGUGCCAAGGGCACUCUGACUUUUGAGCCUGGCGAGACCAUGAAGACUAUCAAACUUUCAGUUAUUGAUGAUGAGUUGUUCGAGGAGGAUGAACAUUUUUAUGUGAGGCUCAGUAACGUGUCGCAACCAGCAAUGCUUGUCUCGCCGAGCUUGGCAACAGUAAUGAUUCUGGAUGACGAUCACAGCGGCAUUUUUGGGUUUCCCGAGAGAGAUGUAGAGCUAGUGGAGAGCGUGGGUCAGCAUCCUCUGCGGAUAGUCCGCUAUAGUGGGGCCCGAGGUCGCGUUAUUAUCCCUUAUCGUACUAUGGAGGGCACUGCGAAACCUGGCAAGCAAUAUGUGCAUACCGAAGGCAGCAUGACGUUUGAGGAUAAUCAGACAGAAAAAGUUAUCAACCUGGAAAUUAUUGAAGAAGACUCCUAUGAGAAGGAUGCUCUUUUCUAUGUCGAAUUGGGUGAGCCAGUACUGCAAGGAGCGGAAGCAGGAAUCGCUGCAGCGGCGGAGCUGAAGCAGCCGGAGGAGAGAACGGAAGAGGAGAAAAUGGCACUGUUGGGCAGACCGCGUCUAGGCGAGGUGUUCCGAGCGCAAAUCAGGAUUAAAGAAUCCAAAGAGUUCAAGAACACUGUGGAUAAGCUAGUCCAGCGAGCAAACGCCUCCAUAAUACUCGGCACAAGUUCUUGGAAAGAACAAUUCAUGGAAGCGCUGACUGUCAGUAGGGGUGAUGAGGACGACGCAGAGGGUGAAAACGGUCAACCUUCCUCACCAUCCGCGAUGGAUUAUCUUAUGCACUCACUUACGAUCUUUUGGAAGGUUCUCUUUGCCUUCGUUCCACCCACAGAUAUCGCCGGCGGAUAUUUGUGCUUUAUUGUCAGUAUUCUGGGGAUUGGCGUGGUCACGGCGAUAAUCGGCGAUGUUGCCUCGUAUUUUGGUUGUACUUUGGGCAUCAAGGAUUCUGUCACCGCGAUUGUUUUUGUCGCCCUCGGUACCAGCAUUCCUGACACGUUCGCGAGCAAAGUGGCCGCUUGCCAGGACAAGUAUGCCGACGCGAGUGUCGGCAAUGUGACUGGAAGUAACGCGGUAAACGUCUUCCUGGGAAUCGGCGUCGCGUGGAGUAUCGCCGCCAUUUACCGUGCUUGCCACAGCGAACCGUUCCUUGUCGAACCUGGCAAUUUGGCCUUCUCCGUCACCUUGUUCUGUAGCGAGGCUUGCUUCGUGAUCCUGGUGCUGUUGGUAAGACGAGUCAAGUCGAUCGGCGGUGAAUUGGGCGGACCUUUUAUACCAAAGCUCAUCACGUCCGUGUUCCUGUUCUCCCUUUGGCUGCUCUACCUCAUCAUGUCCACCCUUGAGGCCUACGGCGUGAUCCAGGGUUUCUAAACCAAGGCCAAUGUAACGCCAUGUCGGCCUAUCCACUGCAUAUAUCUUAGCUCUGGCGUCCGCCAAGGCACGUGCUCAACGAAACUAUUAACCGGAUACAAAAGCGAUAUCGAGAUGAUACGAUUUCGCGAAGAACGAACUCUAAUUGUGCCGGGAACUCACAUAAGUUCAUCCUCUGAGACGAUUAACAACGAACACGUUCGCGUGACGUAUUAAAUUGGAAUGUGUAUGUAUGUGUAUGCAUGUAUAGAGGUAUCUGAGAACAUGGGAGUGCUUGCGAGUGUGUCCAGUAAAGAGAAGAAGGCAAAAUCGAUGGAGAGGACAAGCGAAGAAGAGAAAAGAAAAAAAAACGAAGAAAAAAGUGCGCGUGAGAGAAAAAAAUGUGAGCUUGCCUUAAAAUAAUUCAAAGGAAGAAAGAAGUAAGUGCGUUCUAGUCAUGCCAUAUUCCCCGCAAAAAAAAACAUUUGGCUGUUAUCAAAAAAAAAAAAAAAGAAAAAAGAAAAAAGAAAAAG
Cyphomyrmex costatus is the source of this 3128-nucleotide messenger RNA. It is a transcript of the gene Calx, whose product is annotated as sodium/calcium exchanger 3. Gene Ontology annotation, cellular component: postsynapse; axon; sarcolemma. Lineage: Eukaryota; Metazoa; Arthropoda; Insecta; Hymenoptera; Formicidae. The transcript has 9 exons. Gene Ontology annotation, biological process: sodium ion transmembrane transport; cell communication; calcium ion import across plasma membrane. The record is from RefSeq and is a predicted model, not a curated record. Gene Ontology annotation, molecular function: calcium:sodium antiporter activity. The coding region runs from base 1 to 2616 and encodes 871 amino acids.